AUGUUAUUGCCUUCAACUCCUACCACCGUUGUCGCAAACGCUAUCAAUCCCAUUAACACCAUUCCAAUAUUACCCGUGCCCGCUGAUUCAAGCAGUAAUACUAUGUCAACUCACGCCCUUUCGAAAGUAUCUUUCAUGCUAUAUAAGGAACUAACCAACGAUCUGAUCAACCUUUUGGAGGAAGAUGACGAACACAACGUAAUUAUCGAAGCGGGUGAGCCACCGAAUACACGGAAAUUCAAAGCUCAUUAUUAUAUGUUGAGAAUGCGAUCACCUUACUUCAAGCAGGCUCUCUCUAAUAGAUGGGCAAAACAGGAGAACGGUGUCUACAUCUUUAAGAAACCAAAUAUAAGUCCAGAUACUUUUGAUAUUAUCCUGAGAUACAUAUACACGUCAUUAAUUAAUGUGGAGGCUUUAAACGAAGGCGAAAUUGUAAAUAUCCUGGGAGCCGCUGAUGAAUUAUGUCUAAAUAAAUUAGUAGAAGUAUUGCAGGAAGAAUUAAUAGAUCGCAAACAUUCAUGGAUGAAUAAACAAUCGGUGUUGAUAUAUAACGCGAGUCAAAAGUAUCCAACAUGCACGAUGCUAUCGGAGAUUACGCAAGAAGCACUUUAUCAGCAACCAGAAUUAUUACUCGAGUCCGAAGAUUUCGCCGCUUUAGAAGUUGAAACUGUCAUCUGGUUGUUGAAACGUGACGAUCUUGGUAUGCCCGAAACAGAUCUUUGGAAGCGAUUGGUGGAAUGGGGGAUCGGUCAAUUACCGGUACCUUUAGAUCCAGAUGUAACAAAAUGGUGUGAUAGAGAUUUCAUGGAAUUGGAGGAAAAGCUACGACCAUGCAUUCCUUACAUCAGGUGGAAACAUAUUGCGGCGGCUGAUUUUAAAAAGCAAAUAGAAACCUAUAGGAGGUUACUGCCUCCUGAAUUAUGCGAGCUCGGCACUGAUAAAUCAUUAUUAUUUAAUUCCCCUCUUUAUUCUCAGGCACCUUCGAGAAUCCAGUCAGUACUCAUAGAUCCUAAUCAAGCGGCAAGAAUCGCUAGUUGGAUCGACAAGUUAGAUUUAGUCACGUAUUCUUCUGCGGAGGAAGGUGAUGCUGAAUCGAAAACCACAAAAUUUUAUGACCCAUGGAACAUACCGUAUCAUUUUAAAUUAGUGGUGAGAGGAAGUCGUAACGAAAAAUUUGGUCAACACACGCUGCUUUCAAAUCAAGCUGUCGUAAUAAUCCGACCCGAGAACAGUAAUGAAUUGUUGGGUGGUUAUAACCCAUUAAGUUGGAAUAAGAAAUCAAUCUCACCAAACAAGGAGCCACAAAACGCGGAAUUAUUGAAGGAUAGCUUUAUAUUUUCUCUGGGAGACGAUGUAAAUGGAAAGCAAGAUAUCAUUAGUAGGGUAAUCGAUGCCAAAGACUCAAUAUAUUGUAAUGUUUAUUGUUCUCCGGUAUUUGGUAAAGGCGACCUGUUUCCGAAAGGUCAUUUUGAGAUCAAGCAACCCUGUGGAUGCAAGCAGACUAGUUAUGAGAAAGCUCUACGGUCGACUUCGGAACAAUUUUAUAUAGAAGAGUUUGAGGACGUGAUUAAGUGGAUGAUGGGUCUAUCGUGUGAGACAUUUUAA
This is a messenger RNA of Acaulospora morrowiae, 1605 nucleotides long. Lineage: Eukaryota; Fungi; Glomeromycota; Glomeromycetes; Diversisporales; Acaulosporaceae. The record is from the annotation of a GenBank genome assembly.